GUCAAAUGGACUGUCAAAAAAAUUGAUUUGUUGUGUUGAUUUCAGAUUGGAGGUUGAAAAUUGUGAGAUACAAAUAAAAAAAUGUGUUAAACUGAACACAAAUGUAACAGUAAUAUUGUUUAUAUUGUUGUGGAAGUUUUUAUUAAAAUGAUGGGUGACCAGGCGAGUCCUUUGGAGGAAAAUGAAAUGCUUAAAGCAUUAUAUGACUUCGAGGCAACAUUGGCUAAAACUCUUAGCUUUACGGAAGGAGAGUUUUUCUUCCUUCAACAAAGUAAUGCGAAGCAGAGGAACUGGUGGCAUGUUGUUAAUAGAAAAGGUCAAGUUGGUUUCGUGCCCUCGAAUUACGUCGCCGGAGUCAAGGUGGAGCCAGAAUUCUAUUUGGCAUUCCUUAACGAUUGUAUGAAAAGUAUCAGUGAGAGUGGUACCAUGUCGCAGAAGCAAGAGUUGCUAGCUAAGCUAAAUGAGAAGAAGAAACAAAUUCAGUUAAGUAUAAAGCCGCAUGGGAAGAAGGCGCCGGCUCCCAAACCUCCUCCGCGGCUGGAUGACUGCACUCCACCUAAUGGUGUGUCGCCAUGUUUUGACUUGAGACCUGUAGUGUCUCAGCAGCACAUCAGUGAAGACAGAGAGUCCUCCCCAUCACCAACUAAAGCUAAUAAUAAUGUGUCUCAAGAAACAAUUACAGAGGAUGAUGAGGUCCGUAAGAAACCAGCGGUGGGCAAGACAUCCUCCAACCAGGUGUCUUCGGACACAGACAACCAGGAUGACAGCCAGGACAGCAGUGAGAGUAUAAAACCGAAUGCCAUCUAUGAGAUAGUGCAGGCUGUACGCAAAGAGACACAACUUAGCCAUGACAUGUCCAAAGUGGCUGUGGAGACAGUGCUCAUAUCACUGAGAGAGUUCCUACCAGGUGGAGCAGCACGAUCAAUCAUUGAUGCUUUGCUCCGAGAAGCGAAUAGUAACAUUACAUGUCCAAAGAAUGCUAUUGAUGCAGCACCUGACGCAUUACGGAUGAUGACAGCUCUGAAUGCUCUGUCGAAGGCUGCCAAUGACGCCCAACAAAGAGGCUGGGCUCUACAUGAUGAUGCACAUGACAUACAAACACAGUUGUUAGAACUUAUCUCUGUUAUGUCAAACGCCGACGUGAACAUUUCUCAACAUGUACUGAGCAGCCACAAGUAUGCAUAUGUGACGACCUUAGUGCAGUACUACCAGAUGGAAACCAGGUGGCCAUUACGACAGCUGCUGCUUCAGGCAUUCGGUGUAAUGUGUGGCUUGGAACGCACAGCGCUUGCGACGCUAGCUCUGUCAGCCCUGCCGGCGGAGAUAGCGCGCGACAUGAGAGACAACCCUCGCGCCGUCAGCCGCCUCUCCCACUCCGCACUACUACUGUCCAUGGUACUAUCCAUGGGUGAUAAGCUGCCUAUCACACAUUUUGAACAAUUGGGAGUAGAUUUCGCUCUCUUCCUACUGGAGUUGAUAGAGAACCCUCCGGAGACAGAUGUGGAUGAACAGAUUCCAGACCUGUUCCUCACGCUAGUACUUGCUUACAAUCUGCAGUUUGAAGAGUCUUUUGAUAACCUCCUCCUCAAUGCCUUGGAGACCAGGGAAAUAGCUAAGACUUUCUGCGAGAAAGCUCUCUUGCUGCUUAAUCGGGAAGAGGAUCCAGUCCACAUUUUCGAUCACGAACCGGCGCCCGCGCACUCUGUACUAAAGUUGAUGAUUGACGUGUUCAGUCGUAAGAAGACUGCUGAACACUUCUAUACUAAUGACGUGAAGGUCGCCAUUGACAUCAUUGUGAGGCAACUAGCGGAUCUCUCUCCUGGAGACUCGCGACGCCAGCAAUACCUACGAAUCCUUCAAGGUAUAAUCCGCAACACAGAGUAUGGAGCGCACGUGCACCGUCGUGACGACCUCCUUCGAUGCUUCGCUCGUAUCUUCUGCGAGGAGGGCGAGUGCAGCCGUGAGGAUCAGGCCCUCGUCAGAGCCAUCUCCAACGAGUUCCCUCAGUACUUCAAACCUUAAGGCCUAAAGGUAACACUUGGCUUUGAUGGUUACAGAUUGUCAGAUCCCCAGUGGAUACAUUCGAGAAACUUCGAAUUCAAAUAAGUUCCAAACCUCUUUUUUAAAUCAAUCUAUUUAAGCAAUACUUUAUCUGUGGUCAAUUUUUAAAAUAAGAAUGUAGUUGUUUCUUUUUUUUUAUUGAUGUUACUGGUCUGGCAAUCUUUUUCGAAAAUGGAAUCUCGGAAACAAAACUGUGUUCAGAUUAUCGUGUGGGAGACGCUUGGAUUGGCUGUGCUAUUGGUAGAGGAGAUUUGACGAAAUUGAAUUCUAUGGUAUCCAACUUACGAAUCAUAUUAGCUUGUCGUUUUAUGAUAUGAUGUUUAGUGUUGUUAAGAGUUGCAUGUUAAAAGUGGAAAAAUACAAAUGUUUUAGAUUGUCUUUGAUAACGAUGUGCGCCUAAAACGUAAUUCCUAGUUCAGGCUAAUGACUAUUAUCUUUAUAAGAUUAAUUAAACCAAAAAUGAAUCAUUCCUUCUACAAGAACUCAAGAACUAUGUCGUAUAGUAUCAAAUGCAAUUAAUAUACGUAAAAAUGUUCACGUGAAUGUUAUAUAGGUAAUUUUGAAGUGAAAUUUGAACUUGCUUUGCAAAAUGUAUCCUUAUUAUUCUAGUUAUAACGUUGCACAAUUAGAAUAUAAUUUGCAUGGCAACUUGUAUUUGCACAGAACGAAACAAUGCAAUAGAUAAUAGAUCUAAUUCUAAAACAAAUCUUUAAAGUUACUCAUUGGAUUUCUAUUACUAAGAAUAAGUAAAAAAAUCUAAUAUUUAUCAGAGAUUACUGUCUUAUAUUUAAUAGAAAAUCACUUAAUUAAUUAAAGUACUAAAAUCUAGUUCAUCUCAUAUUAAAAAAACAGUAUUUACACUGCAUUUACACAUUGUAUUACGUCACAUUAAUAUCUAUUUUAAGUUACUUUUAACAUAGGAAUUUAAGCAUUUAAAAAAAGAUAGUAUCUUUACUAUCGUUUAUCCAUCAAAAAGCAUAAAAAAAUGGAACAGUUUAUGAAAAACACAAGAGAAUAUAAGAUUCGCAUCCUUUAAGGUAAGCGUCCAGAAGCCCGCAUCGUACGCAUUCCGUAUGACGUCAUCAGCACGCAUCACGCAUUGCUGAUGAUGCGGUCCGUACGAUGCGGAUCAGUGGACGCAGUUGUAUGAGUUUCUAUACAAGACAAACUUAAAUCGGUUGCGUGCGAUGCGUACGAUGUCGAUGACAAACUUAAAUCACCAAAAAUGCACGCAGAAUUAAAAUUUAAUUUUAAAAUGUACGUAUUUUUGCCAUAUUUCACCAAAGAUAUGAGGAUUCCUAAUAGCAGUACGCUCGUUUAACAGUCAAUUAGUAAUGCUUUAACAGUAAGUCCGAUCCAGCGUUUGCAUAUUAUAUUUAUUUCAGUUUCCUUACUAUGAGUUUGCUUUUCGUUUAAAGUGUGUGCGUGUUCGACGCCCUGAUUGUCCGAACGCGCUAUCGUUUCGAUUACUUUCAAACUCGUACUAUGGGUACAGGAUGUGCUACAACGCAACAUAGAGAAAAUAUACAAUAAAUACCGUAGAUAGAAAAUUUUACUGAAAGGAGACUUCAUUUAAUUUUCAAAAAUUAUUCGACAUACAAUUUUAUUAUAGCUUUUUAAACAACUGCCUUUUUGAUUCGGGCAUUAUUGAAAUAAAGGUUCUUUCUGUAAAAUUGACUAUUUUACUGAAUUUAAGAUACUUUCCCUCAAUGUCGCGUUGCUAUAGGACAUCUUGAAUCAAAACCUCUGCAGACGACUGUAAUUUAUAUGGGACAUUAUCAUUCAGUCCUGUAAAACAGGCAUAUGCCCCUUGGUAGGGUAGUUAUACCCACCUCUUUAUCAGCGAUAACAAUUAUAACUCAGGUGGUCAGUAUCGCAAAAACAAUAAAAAAACAACUCUCAGUAUUGGGAAGUUCCAAUUGCAAGCUGACGUAGCCAAUUUUUUGGCCAAUAUAAGCUUCUUAUUAAGCCCUACAAACGUACUUGCAUGCAUAUUGCUUGCUGUCUGUCAAAUUUGUACCGUCUGCAGGGUUCUAUACAUUUAUAAACUGAACAUUCGGCCUAAACAAUCAGGAUCUACAAUAGGGACAAGGUGGAAGUAUUCCUGUGCCUAGUAAUAUUUUGUAUUUGUUUGUUUGUAGUUAGAUGUCCAUUAAUUGAGGAUAGUGGGAUAGUGAGAUUAGUGGUGUAUCAUCUUGAUUGUUAGUUAAAUAUACUAAAAUUGCUUGUUAGAUGAUAAUAUACACGGCCUUUAAAUAUUUUGGUACCUACUCAAAUAUUAUCACAACAUAAAUCCCCACCGUGGACCCCCGUGAAAGGUCGGAAACGCUCCUCUGGAGUAGUGGAUGUCCAUAAUAUGCGAUACUAAUUAUUUGCCAUCAGUCCGGCUCGAGUAAAUCAACCAAUCAGUACCAGUACUUAGUAUAAGUACUGAUUCUGUCCGAUUUUACAUAGUAAUUCUAUAUUACUUGAACUAUACCCACUAUCCCACUACCCUUAGAAAUAAAGAUAUAAUGUGAGUAAUUAAUUUAAUUCAAUUAUGAUACUCUGUGCCAAGGCUUUCGUAAUGUCUGCCCCAUUGUUUUAACUAGCUAAGUAUUAUGACUGCGUUUUGUAUAUCGUAAUAUUUAAGUAAGUAUAUCAAAUAAUUAUGAUAUUAUUAUGUUUACGUUAAAACCGUGUAUUAGUAUUUAUAUGUAUCAUUUCAACUGUAAAGUUGUUUAAGAGCUUCAUGACAUUUUUAUCCAAGUAAUUAAUUUAAUUCGUUUAUUAUCCACCACUAGACGUGUUAAAAGCAAUCAGGCCUAAAUAUUCAUUACGUAAGGUACAUACUUUAAACAAUGCGUUCGUACUUAUAAAACAGAGCAAUAUUUUUCUAGUCAAUAAACUGAUAUUUAGAGAAAAAAAAAAUAAGCAUUCAUUAGAUGAUAAUUCAAAAUAAUCGAAUUCUCUGUUAUCCAGUACUAUUAUUCUUCUUAUAUAAAUUAAGAAUUUCUGUUUAUUGUAUAGACGGCGGCGGUGUCAUAAAUGCAUCACUCUUUGUAAACGCAUGUCACACAGGUUAUAAAAUACUUGAAAACAACGCCAUCUAUAUUGAGAUUGUGUAAACUAUUUACUUAGUAAAAAAUGGAUUCUUUGUCUAUACAUUAAAAUACUCAAGAAUACAAAUAUUUUCACCGUCUAUUAUUAUAAAAAAGAAUUAAUAAUUAUUAUGAUUCUAGUAUACUCUUGUUAAACAAAUUCAUCGUCGACCAACAUUUCAGGGUGUCCGUAAAAAUAUUACAAGUAAUAUUACGUAGAUCAUUUUAAAUGUGCAUGAUUAAAUCACAAAAUAUUCAUUCGACAAAUGUAUUUAUAUUAUAAAUUAUUCAAAAAUAAACUCUAUUGUCAUACAAUUUGAUUGGAAAUGUUAUUAAUGUUCAUAUUGUCUAUUUCUAUUGGAAAGUUAUGAAUUACACUUCGAUUCUAUUUAAUGAUGUUGGCCUAAAUUAAAUUUAGUAUUUAAUAAUAUUUGUUAUUAUUAUGAGCUUAGAUUUUGUUUUAAAUAGCUCAAUUUAAAGCCAAAUUUUAUUGUAUUAAUAUUCGAUCUAAAUUAUAAAAGUUAUUUCAGCACAAUAUUACAUUUGAGAACGGUGUUGCCAAAUAUUUGUAUGUAUUAUUUGGAUAGGAUUUAUCGUAAUCUAUUGAUUUGGUAGAUUUUUGUGGUAUUCCAGAUGAUUUAAAUAUUGAAGACUUCUAAAUAAUAUGUUCAAAUAAUUGUAAUUGUGUUAAAAUAAGAUUUAUUGUAACUUUCAUAAAUUACUUGGCAACAUCGAUACUGUGUUACCUGAGCGAAAAAUCAAUGGCAGCUAACGCUUUUUAAAUGGGUUGUAACUAUGUGCUGUCUAGUCAGUUGAACAAAAAUGAACUCUAUGUCUUAUGUAAUAAAAACUAUGUAUCAUGAUGUUGUCUCAUUAGCUUCUUUGCGCAAAUUAUUAUAUGCUAAGUAUUUAUUCUUAUUGAAUGCUCUUUAUUAUUAAUAUUUAGAAGGAAGGUUGUCAAUAUACAUAAAUAAAUGAUGUUCAAUCGUA
Spodoptera frugiperda (fall armyworm) is the source of this 6131-nucleotide messenger RNA. RefSeq names its product NCK-interacting protein with SH3 domain. Gene Ontology annotation, molecular function: protein binding; Arp2/3 complex binding. The transcript is spliced from 10 exons. Gene Ontology annotation, biological process: endocytosis. Lineage: Eukaryota; Metazoa; Arthropoda; Insecta; Lepidoptera; Noctuidae. The record is from RefSeq and is a predicted model, not a curated record. The coding region runs from base 148 to 2022 and encodes 624 amino acids.